UUGAAUGCGACAUUUAUUUUCACUUUCACACUCAACCUACAUGCAAAACCUUCACUCACCAACAAUCAAAAAAACAGUGCAAAACCUUUCAAAUUAUUGCAAAUCCGAACUUCUCCAAUUUGGAAUUCUACUAUUUUCACUCUAAAAACUUCCCCAAUUUGUUUUUUGGAAGUGAUAAUCUGGUUACAAAAACUUGAACCCUAACAAUUGAAAAUGGGGAAAUCGAAAAAAGGAGAAGAAGUUGAUGCGAAAUGUUCUAUUGAGGAUGAUGUUCCUUUGACAACGACUUUAUUGAACUUAAGAAACAAAAAGAAGAAAGAGAAAGAAAUUACACCAACAAUUGAUGCGGAUUUGUUGGAAGAUAUCAACAAAGAAGUUUCAGAAACGGAAGAAGAAGAAGAAGAGAGCGAACUUUCCAAACAAAGGAAAGCAUUGCAAGAACAACAGAAGAUGGUGCAAGCACUUCAGGAAAAGCUGCUACAACAGGAAAAGCAGCUGGAUCUGAUUGAACAAAAAAAGAAGGGUGGAGAAGGACAAAAAAAUUCCAGCAAAGAUCCUGAAAAGCAGGAAGAAACUGAAAAGAAAGAGCAUGAAGUAAAAGUGCAUGAAGAAGUGAAAGAACCUGAAAAAGAGGAGGCUGAGGUAAAAGUUCCAGAAGAGCUGGAUGAACCAGAAAGAAAAGAAAAGAAAACGAACUUAAAAAUUACUUUGAGAAAGAAAAAAGACGGAGAAGAAGCUGGUGAGGAACCUGAAAAAGCAAAGGGGAAGUCUAGGAAAUCAAUACCAAACAGGAAAAGGACAAGAAGUCAAUUGCUGAAAGAAGAAUUUCCCGAUCUUAUCAAAGAGGUAAAGCAGGAAUUGGAAGAGGCACAUAAGAAGAAGAGCUUGUUGCCUGCUGAGAAAAUUUCAACAAAAAAAGUUGCACCAAAUGCUAAGAAGGGGAAUGGAGUUACUUUGAAAAAGACUGCAGCACUUAAGAGGGGUAGCAAAGUUAAUCAGAUAGUUGUGAGGGAGGUUUAUGAAGACGAGGAAGAUGAAGAAGGAGGUGAAGAAGAAGGUGAAGAAGUAGAAGAGGAAAGUGAACCCUUAAUGAAGAAGGGGAAAAAAGUAGUUGAGAAGAGAGCAACAAGAAGUAAACAAAUUGUUGUUUCUGAUGAGGUCAUGGAGGAGGUGGAUGAUGAGAAACCAAAAUCUUUGGUUGUUGCCAAACCAAAACCUGAAGAAAGGAAACUAAAUCUAAGGCAAACUCCGCAAUUGAUGAUGCGAUUCUUGAGGGGAAUUGCAUCUAAUGAACCACAUGAUAUAAGAAAACAACAAGCCAUCGUGGAGUUAGGCUUUGGAUCUCUUCUGCAACUUGACAUCCCACAAAACGAAAAUCCAUUCCCGUACGAGUUGGUUAGGAAUUUCAACUCGUCCGACCGGUCCUUACAUCUACCAAAGUCUUCCCUUGAUAUUACUGUAGAGGAUGUAUACCUGGUGUACGGUAUACCUAUUGGAGGAGCUCCGGUCGUGGAAUGGACGGAUGAACAAGAUCCUGAAGUGUUGAGGGUUUUUGCUGAAUUUUGGGCAUACUGGCAAGUGAAGUCUGGAUGCCCAAAAUUGAAAGAAAUGGUUGAAAAACUGAUCAAAGAUGAGACUCCAGUUGAUGAUAACUGGAAGAGAUCUUUCCUAGUGGUUGCAGUUAACACCUGCAUUAAAUCCACUACUAAUUUAUCGCCAAACUUCAGAUUCCUAGCAAGCACUGUUGACUUGGAGCAAGUGAGGAAUCUAAAUUGGUGCCAGUAUGCAUACACCAGCCUUCUUGGGGCAGCUAUGUACUGGAAUGUGGACCGUAGCAGAUGGUUUGCUGGUCCACUACCAUUUCUAAUGGUAUGUUAUUUCGAUCGGGUGCAGAUCAUGGAAGAGUACCCUCCAAGGAACUUCCCCCUAAUUUCUUGCUGGACAAGAGAUAUGAUAAGCAGCAGGGUACGCAAUGACAAUGCUACAGGCUUCGGACAUGGCUUGAUUCUGGACAGAAUUCAAGGUCCACCUGAGCUACAACUGUACAGGGAGGAUAUGGAGCUGCUCAAACAGCAAAAAGCACUCAGUGAACAACCACCACCACUUCUUCUUCAACACCCACAACAACAACAGCAGCAACAUGAUGAACAACCAUCGCAGCAACCACUGCAGCAACCACAACAGCAACAUCAACACCAAGAGCCUAACUGGUCCACAAAUGAUGUGUCCAGAGAACAUCAAGGUGCACCAGUGACUCAACUCGGGGAUGACAAAGAUUUGCCAGAGCAACAGGCAGACCCCAGUGAGAAAGCAAAAGUCCCUUCUACAAUUGAGGAAUUCCAUGCUGAAUUCACUAAAACCACUACUGAACUCAGUAGUGUCAUGAACAAGUUCAACGACUUAUUGUCGUUGUCCAGAAAGUUCUUUGACACUACUAUUGAUGUCAAAAAAAGUCUGCCAUUCAAUAUGGCAAAAAUGUGGUCAACAUGCUCUGGAACUGAAAUUCCAGUUACUUUUGAGAAGGGCAACUCUACAGAAGAGCGGCAAGAAGGAAGGAAUACUGAGGAGAUUGGUUCAAUCCUCAGUCAAGAUAAAGAAUUUUUCAGUUCAGACUACUUCACAAUACUAUUUGAGGAAGCAGUACGAAAGGCAACAGAAGGAAAUGAAAGAAAGGAAAUCAAGGAAUCUGAGGAUGUUACAUUUGAUUUGCCACCAUUUUUAACACCUCCGAUCAUGCCUUCCCAGCCUAAUGUAUUUGCUGAUUUGACAUUGAAGCUUGGAAUGGUUUCCGAUUCAAAUCCUCCUCCUCAGGCACACGACUUUGAAGAGGAAAUGAGAUUAGAAGCAAUCUUGGCAAACAAAACUUUGACUGAACGUGAUUUGGAGACAAUUUCAGGGGACAACAAAAAUGAAGCUGAAAAACAACAGCCACCUACAGAAAAAACUGAGUAUGCGUUCUUUUAAAACAGUUCACAUACACAUGUAUAAUAAAUAUGUGACUGUUUCUUUCAUUAUUCACAAUGUUCUUUUAUAAACAAUUAUUUGUUUUUUUAUUCGUUUGAUUUGUUCUUUUUAUUAAUUCUCUGUCUUUAUACAAUUAU
This is a messenger RNA of Spinacia oleracea (spinach), 3101 nucleotides long. RefSeq lists its product as uncharacterized. The record is from RefSeq and is a predicted model, not a curated record. The transcript has 10 exons. Lineage: Eukaryota; Viridiplantae; Streptophyta; Magnoliopsida; Caryophyllales; Amaranthaceae. The coding region runs from base 214 to 2964 and encodes 916 amino acids.